CUGCGCAUGCGCACAGGACUGGAGAACUGACAUCGCGGAGCAGCACUGCAAUAUCCAUCGAUUCGGGACCGAAGAUUAUCCAUCUGCAUUCUCGCAAGACUGGUGCCACCUGUACAUAUUACUCCAUACCAACUGUGUCAUUAAAGCAACCAUGUCCAUGGGAAGUGACUUUGGGAACCCUUUACGGAAAUUCAAACUUGUUUUUUUAGGAGAGCAAAGCGUUGGGAAAACAUCGCUGAUAACAAGGUUCAUGUAUGACAGUUUUGACAACACUUAUCAGGCAACCAUUGGAAUUGACUUUUUAUCAAAAACCAUGUAUCUGGAAGACCGAACUGUGAGGUUACAGCUAUGGGACACCGCAGGGCAGGAGCGUUUUAGGAGUCUCAUCCCGAGCUACAUUAGAGACUCCACAGUGGCUGUGGUGGUGUAUGAUGUCACAAAUGUCAAUUCAUUCCAGCUAACCUCCAAAUGGAUCGAUGAUGUCAGAACAGAGAGGGGAAGUGAUGUCAUUAUCAUGCUGGUGGGCAAUAAAACAGACCUAGAAGAAAAGAGGCAAAUCACUAUAGAGGAGGGUGAGCAGCGGGCCAAAGAACUGAAUGUGAUGUUUAUCGAGACUAGUGCAAAGACUGGCAGCAAUGUAAAACAGUUGUUUCGGAGAGUGGCUGCUGCUUUGCCCGGAAUGGAGAGCCUGGAUGAUAACAACAAAGAAGGAAUGAUUGACAUUAAGCUGGACAAACAGCCGGAUCCUCCAGCCACUGAAAGUCGGUGCUCCUGUUAGUAGAAAAAACGGUCCGGACCUUCAUUAACACCACAUGCUUGUUCUGUUGCUUCCUAUGGGUCCACGUCCAGUUGAACUUUAUGAUCGGAAAUAGGCUUUUAACAUCUGAAUGGGUCUAAAAUUAUAUUCCUCAGUUGCAAGAACAAAAAAACAAAAAAAAAUCUACACUGUCUGUUUAAUUGCCAGAAUAAUAUCAUAGGUAAUUCAAAGUGACUAGCUAACAGAUUCAUAUAAGACAGGAAGUGGCAUGUGUACCAUCUUCGGAACAAACAACAUUCAGAGUGGAUUAUUGGUUGUUAUGUUUUGUAUUUUUGUACAUUACAAAAAGCACUAAAUGAUGCCUUCACACAAAUGAGUUUAAGAUUCAAAACGGGCGACAGAGUAACUGUCUUUUGUCCAUAGCUUGCAUGUAAGACAACUUUUAGAAUCUGUCAUGUCCUUUGGUCCAUACACAUCGAUAGUAACGAAGCGAAGAACUCCGAAUUAAUGAAAAAAAAGAAAAAAGAAGAGAGGUCCUGUUCAAAGUGUGGGUCUGUGUAUACAGUACAUCCUACAUGUUAAACCAGUACUAGCCUCCAUGAGAGGUGUGUGUACUAACCCGGUUAACCUUUAAAGUGCCGUGGCACUGUUGCAAAGAACCAAUGGAUUUUUCUGCUAGCUUCAUGUGUACACUUUAGAUCCGCCAGGCGGUGCUGUAUUGUAUAUAGUAUUUAUAUUAUUGUGAACAUCCAUUAUUUAGACGUGGUUUAUGUUCACUUGUACAAAUGUUUUCUUCUUUAUUUAAAUAUGACAAGGGCUUCACUUUAUUUUCUCGGUCUCACCUGUAGCCAUACACUGGUAGUGAAGUAUUACCUUUGGUUUGGGCAUUUUGCUUCCUUAUACUGUUUUACUCAUCCACCUAUUCAAAAGAAUACAUUAUUCCUGUUUAAACCCCUUUCGGAUGUUUUACAGAAAUAUGUGGGUUGAUUUUUUUUAUUUUUAUUUUUUUAUUAUGGUUUUGUAUUUUGCAGCCAACUUGAACUACAAAGAAUAAGACAAGUGUCAGUCAUUCGGUUGGGGUGAGAAAGGCGAAUUUGAGGUAAGCCUUAGGAAACAACAGAUUUUCAUUUCAAAUACAUGCAUUUUCUUCUGGGUUCUGACAAGGAAAUGUAUGGUUCACCACAUCCUAAUGUGAUGAAACAGACAAAUGAUUGUCAUAUCCUUCGUAGUGAAGCUCUCGUAAUCUCCCGCACAUGGGCUGAAUGGGUUUGUAGAUUAAAAUUCAAAAUGCUAGUUGUAGGCGAACACUUUGAGCUGAGAGAGAAUGUACCCCCCUGUCGUCCGCUCACAAUAUUCUGUUUCGCAACAGUACGUUCAAGAAAUGUGAGUUGUUUACGAAUCUCUGGAAACAUAGUAUCUGUAAUAUUUCAUGCAUUUGUUUUUGUUUUGUAUUUGAACUGUUUACAUAAAUGCACUGAUUAACACCACUGAUUGUAUAGAGAUUAAUUUAGGAUAUAUUAGGUAUUUAUAACAUAUUUAAUGUUAGUGCGAGUUUCUUUCUGGUGUCAGUAAUUCUAUUAAUUGAAACCUAAAUGGACAUGAGGAAUAACUGUGACUGAAUUGUUGGACUUCAGCUUCUGGGGCCGCUGAUAUUAACUGUGGGGAGGGACUGAGGUUAAUGAGUUUUGCACUGACAGGGCACAGAAUAUGUCAGCUAUCACAUUCACAUUUCUCAAGCCGUUUCCUCUUGUUAGCUUUGUCAUCUUUCACUUUUGUACACUAGUUGUGCCUUCUGUUAUUGUGGCAUCACAAUGCAAAGCUUUCAUUGUAUGGCUACCUGAGAACACAUACGUUACAGAACGGUGGUCACUGACUGGUCAGCCAGACAACUGAUGGAGUUAUGAUAAAAUUGUUAUAUUCACACAUCUAGCCAAUACACAGAACAAAUUGCAGAACAGUCCCGUACAAGCGGAAGGUUAUGUGUAAAACAGGAAAUUGCUGCUGAUAGUGUGAGGAGAUUGAAUCUGUCAAGAGUUGUUGAAAUAGGGUUGUGUAGAGCAGUGUAGUUGGCUCUUUAUUCACUCUGUAAGGACAUUUAUGAGCAUGACAUCUGUCUGAAAAAAAUUAAUAAAAAUUAAUAAAAUCCAUGU
Messenger RNA from Carassius auratus (goldfish), 2907 nucleotides. RefSeq names its product ras-related protein Rab-6B-like. The coding region runs from base 152 to 778 and encodes 208 amino acids. Gene Ontology annotation, molecular function: GTP binding; GTPase activity. The record is from RefSeq and is a predicted model, not a curated record. NCBI's taxonomy places the organism in Eukaryota, Metazoa, Chordata, Actinopteri, Cypriniformes, Cyprinidae. The transcript has 8 exons.